Messenger RNA from Oncorhynchus tshawytscha (Chinook salmon), 2879 nucleotides. It is a transcript of the gene phex, whose product is annotated as phosphate regulating endopeptidase homolog, X-linked. Gene Ontology annotation, molecular function: metalloendopeptidase activity. Gene Ontology annotation, cellular component: plasma membrane. Bases 141 to 2375 code for a protein of 744 amino acids. The record is from RefSeq and is a predicted model, not a curated record. NCBI's taxonomy places the organism in Eukaryota, Metazoa, Chordata, Actinopteri, Salmoniformes, Salmonidae. The transcript has 22 exons. Gene Ontology annotation, biological process: protein processing.
AGAGACACAGAGAGGGAAGGAGGGAGAGACAGAGAGGGAAGGAGGGAGAGAGACACAGGGCAGGAGGGAGAGAGAUAGAUUUGGAGACCAAAGAGGUGGCUGAAAGUGAGGUAGUGUGAGCGUCUGUUUUGAUUGGAGACAUGGAGAUGGAGCCUCUAGGUGUGUGUGUUUCUAAACCAGAACAAGGAAACAGCCGUGUCCUAAAGGCUGCGCUGGCCGCAUGUGUGUGUUUCUGCAUCGCUCUGCUGCUUGCUGUCAUACUGGUUUCCCAGAGAGCCAAUCAGGAUGUCUUCUGCUUAACUCCAGAAUGUAUUGAAGCAGCUGGUUCUAUCCUCAGUAAGAUGGACCGGGCUGUGUCUCCCUGUGACGACUUCUAUGGGUUCUCCUGUGGUAGCUGGCUGAGAGACAACCCUAUUCCUGAAGAUUCCUCUUCUUACGGCGUCUACCCCUGGUUACGCCAACAUGUUGAUAUCAUACUCAAGGAUUUGCUGGAGGCUCCAUCAGACUCAGAUGAGAUAGAAGCUGUCAGGAAGGCCAAGGUCUUCUACCGCUCCUGUAUGGACGAAGCUAUAUUGGAGAAAGUGGACAGUGGUCCUCUGUUGAAGCUUUUACAGCAGCCUGAGUUCCACUGGCCCGUCCUGGGGGAGGGGCUUGGGGGGGAGUGGCUCUGGUCACCAGGACGAUGGGACCUGCUGCAGACAUUGGCUCAGAUUAGGAACCAACACAGCAAGAGUGUUCUGAUUCGAUUAUACAUCGCCCCAGAUGACAAGAACUCCACCAACUACAUAAUUAAGUUGGAUCAGGCAUCUCUGUCUCUCUCCUCCAGAGAAGAUUACAUCACCAACACCACCAGCGCUCAGGCAUAUCGUAGUGCUCUCCUGAACCUCAUGGUGGACAUAGCAGUGAUGUUAGGAGCUCCACUGGAAGCAGCUGAGAUUCAGAUGAGUGAAGCACUGGCCUUUGAGACCAAACUGGCUCAGAUUGUGAUUCCAUUUGAGAACCGGACCAGUGAGUACAUGUACAAUAGAUACACCAUCUCCCGUCUACGCCGGUCCAUACCACAGUUUGACUGGUUGUCCUUUGUGAAGUCAGUAGUAGAGUCAAAGGGAGAAGGUGUUUCUGUCUACUCCUCUGAGCCAGUGAUAGUCCGUGUCCCCACCUACUUCAAACAGCUGUUUAAACUCCUCAACACCACUGAGCCCAGGACGGUUAGUAACUAUGUCAUGUGGAGGACAGUGUUCUCCAGGAUCACAACUCUCAGCCGACGCUUCUUAUACAGAUAUCUGGACUUCACACGGGUAACCACAGGAACGACCUCGCUGACCCCUCGUUGGGAUAAGUGUGUUAACUACGUAGAGAACACUCUGGUCUACGCCACCGGACGACUCUUCAUCAACACACACUUCCAGGAGGACAAGAAACACAUGAUGGAGGAGCUGAUUGAAGGAGUUCGCUGGGCGUUCAUCAACAUGCUGGAGAGAGACAACGACUGGAUGGAUGGACCGACCAAGAAGAAAGCUAUAGAAAAGGCUCAGACAGUCCUGGCCAAGGUUGGCUAUCCUGAGUUCAUACUGAAUGACACCUACAUCAACCAAGACAUAAAACAGCUUGUAUUCUCUGAGGACAACUACUUCGGUAAUGUGAUGCAGACUCUGCGUUUCAUUGCCCAAUCGGAUCUCAACUGGCUGCGGAGGACUGUCCCUCGCACUGAGUGGUUCACCAAUCCCACGACAGUCAACGCCUUCUACAGCUCCUCCACCAAUCAAAUCAGGUUCCCGGCUGGAGAGCUCCAGAAGCCUUUCUUCUGGGGGCGGGACUAUCCUCGGUCUCUUAGCUAUGGAGCCAUAGGAGUGAUUGUAGGACAUGAACUAACACACGGCUUUGACAACAAUGGGAGGAAGUAUGAUAAGGAUGGUAACAUGGACCAGUGGUGGAGCAACGCAUCAAUCACAGCCUUCACUGACAAGACCCAGUGUAUGAUCGACCAAUACAACAGCUAUCGCUGGGAGGAGGCGGGACUAAAUGUGAGGGGGAAGAGGACCCUAGCAGAGAACAUUGCAGACAACGGCGGAAUCAGAGAAGCUUUCAAAGCCUAUAGGAGGUGGAUAGAAGAGAGUAGAGGAGGAAUUGAGGAGCCAUUACUUCCAGGAGUUGGACUCAACAACAACCAACUGUUCUUUCUCAGCUACGCACACGUGCGCUGUAACUCCUACAGACCUGAAGCGGCAAGGGACCAGAUUCAGAGUGGAGCCCACAGCCCCCCAAAGUACAGGGUUGUCGGGGCAAUGAGUAACUUUGAGGAGUUCCGACAGGCGUUCGGCUGUCCUGAUUCAUCGGUUAUGAACCGAGGGGCGGAGUCCUGCCGUAUUUGGUAAAGUGUUCUACUGCUGAAUCCCACUGACAUUUUCAUUUCUCUCCCUCUUCCCCUCCUCUCCCUCUUGUGUGUGUGUGUAAUGCAGUAACUUGAUUUAUUCUAUAUUACUGUAACUUGAUUUAUUCUAUAUUACUGUAACUUGAUUUAUUCUAUAUUACUGUAACUUGAUUUAUUCUAUAUUACUGUAACUUGAUUUAUUCUAUAUUACUGUAACUUGAUUUAUUCUAUAUUACUGUAACUUGAUUUAUUCUAUUACUGUAACUUGAUUUGUUCAAUAUUACUGUAACUUGUUUUAUUCUAUAUUACUGUAACUUGAUUUAUUCUAUAUUACUGUAACUUGAUUUAUUCUAUAUUACUGUAACUUGAUUUAUUCUAUUACUGUAACUUGAUUUGUUCAAUAUUACUGUAACUUGUUUUAUUCUAUAUUACUGUAACUUCAUGUAUUCCCUAUUACUGUAACUUGAUGUAUUCUAUAUUACUUUAUUAAAACAGUGUUGUAUCUGUC